This is a messenger RNA of Neltuma alba, 1443 nucleotides long. Its product is annotated as probable aspartic protease At2g35615. The transcript is spliced from 3 exons. Gene Ontology annotation, cellular component: extracellular region. The record is from RefSeq and is a predicted model, not a curated record. Gene Ontology annotation, molecular function: aspartic-type endopeptidase activity. The coding region runs from base 1 to 1443 and encodes 480 amino acids. Gene Ontology annotation, biological process: proteolysis. NCBI's taxonomy places the organism in Eukaryota, Viridiplantae, Streptophyta, Magnoliopsida, Fabales, Fabaceae.
AUGCGGAAACUCAAGUCGGUGUUUGUACUUUUACUUAUACGGAGAUCAGGCUACAUGGUGGGAGAUUCGGCAACAGAUUCAAUCAGUUUUGUUACUAGGGAUGGCCAAUCAGUUUCGUUCCCUAAGUCAGUGUUUGGAUGUGGACAUGACAAUCUUGGGAAGUUCAAUAGGCACAUGGCAGGACUUGUUGGACUAGCCAUUUCCAUUAAUGUGUCUGCAACAAAUACUAAGCUCCCAAAAGGUUUCAGCAUCGACCUCAUUCAUCGUGACUCACCAUUAUCUCCCUUCUACAACUCCUCAAUGACCGACUCGGAGCGAGUUCAAAACGCUGUGUUGCGCUCCAUUUCUCGAGCGAAUCGCUUUGGCCAGUCUUCCAUGGCUGAGUCAGUAGAAACUGAUAUACGCCCGAACGAUGGAAGUUACCUGAUGAAGAUAUCUAUUGGCACUCCACCCGUAGAAAGAUGGGCACUUGCAGACACAGGAAGCGAUCUUAUUUGGUUCCAAUGCAAACCAUGUCCCCAACCUCAGUGCUACCGUCAAAAGGCACCUCUCUUUGAUCCAAAAAGUUCUUCCACGUAUAUGUCUCUGUCAUGUCGAUCACUCCCUUGUAAAGCUCUGCCCCGUCGCUACGUGCAAGGCCAAACGUAUCCUCGAUGUGGAUCAGCCAAUGUGUGUACGUAUUUUUAUUCUUACGGGGAUGACUCAUAUACAAUGGGAGAACUGGCCACAGAAUCAGUUAGUUUCGGCCGAAAUGUUUUGUUUCCUAAGACGGCGUUUGGGUGUGGACACAACGACAAUGGACUAUUCAACGAGAACGACGCAGGACUUGUUGGGCUUGGUCAAGGGAAUUUGUCUUUAGUUUCACAAAUGGGCAAAGUAGGUCGCAAAUUCUCGUACUGUCUGCCUCCUUACGGUCUAAAGACUACAACUAAACUAAGGUUCGGGGAAGAAGCCACCAUAUCAGGAAAUGGGCUUGUGUCGACUCCAUUGAUCACCAAAAAUGGCCCCCUGUCGUUCUUUUACUUCCUCAACCUUGAAGGUAUCACUGUUGGACAGCAGAAUGUGCGGACUGGUCAAAGCAAUGGGAACAUAAUAAUUGACUCUGGGACGACAUUGACCAUGCUUCCAUCAAGCUUUUAUGACCAGGUUGAAGCUUUGGUGAAGCAAGCCAUUGGAGCCGACCAAUUCAUUGUUCAGAACAAUGAAUACAAAUUGUGUUACAGAAAUGCUAACUCUAUUAUCCAGAAUAUUCCGAAUUUUGAGGUUUCCUUACAACCUCAGAACUUUUUCGGUUUCAUAUCCAACGACGUUGCGUGCUUUACAAUGCUUCCUACAGAUGGAAUGCCCAUUUACGGAAAUCUGGCUCAGAUUGAUUUUGAGGUGGAGCAUGAUCUUGAUCAGAAAAAAGUUUCUUUUGCUCCUGUCGAUUGCACUAAACAGUAG